Suillus discolor is the source of this 1488-nucleotide messenger RNA. RefSeq lists its product as uncharacterized. The record is from RefSeq and is a predicted model, not a curated record. Bases 1 to 1488 code for a protein of 495 amino acids. Gene Ontology annotation, cellular component: endoplasmic reticulum membrane. Lineage: Eukaryota; Fungi; Basidiomycota; Agaricomycetes; Boletales; Suillaceae. The transcript is spliced from 7 exons.
AUGGACCAAUCUGUUUAUUCGCUCAUUGCUCUAGCCAUCUCAUUACCCUGUGUGAGUGAUAAUUUCAAUACCAACAUCUGGUCUUUCGUUUUUACGUUGCGCCGCACUCUAUCUAGCUCUCAUCUUGCCCGACCCUUGGAAAAGACAUACCGCUCACGAAAAUCCCUCAAAGACCCUCUCAGCCUUCCAUCUCUCGCCAAUGCAGCCUCCAUUGAUCUCAGCGUCAUCAUUCCCGCGUACAACAAGACAUCCCGUCUCCGGUCCAUGCUCGAAACGACACUUGAUCACCUUAACUCCACUUCCAUCCGCCAGGCACGUACAUACGAGCUCAUCAUCAUUGACGACGAUUCAAAAGAUAACACGUCCGCACUUGCGCGGCUGCUCGAGAGAGCGAACCUGAGAUGGAGAGACAGACGCGAUCUACCCAUGGACAGACGUGAACCUCUCACCAAAGAUAGACGCGACCCACACGCUCACCCUAUGGAACGCUUAGACCGCCCUCGCCCUCCCUCCGAGCGUGGUCCCAUCCCCGCAGGCCCCAGCAUCCUGCAGCUCCACCUUGGUCCUAUCCAUCCCCAUCUGCACACGCAUGUGCUGCGGCUAGAGCGUGAUAGGGAGAGGGAAAGAGAGCGCAAAUGCGAAAGAGAACGCUUCCAUGCCAUCGCUCCCCCUCUAGACUGCGAGCGCGAGAUGACGAUCCACAGGGACCGAGAAGUAUUGUGUGAGAGAGCGGAGAGGUUGCGUUUGCAGCAGCAGCAGCAAUGGGAUCGUGACAGAGAUCGAGAAAGGGAACGCCCAGGAGAGAUGCAGCCAGAUAAACCCAGCCCAUCUUGCAUCUCGACUCUCCUGACCCCCUAUGCACUGGCAAACACCCACACCCACACCCACCUAUCGCCUCACGCACAUAAUACUCAUGGACACCCAUCAAGUCAUGGGCAUGUGCAUAUACCACCACCACCACCACCACAUAAUUCUCAUAUCCAGCAGGGUUGUGGGGGGAUGUUACCUGUCCAAGGGCAGUUCCAGGCGUUGCCUCCUCCGCAUCUGCAUGAAUGGGAUAGGGAUAGGGAACAUAUGCAAAGUCAGAGAGUGGACAGGGAGCGUGUGUAUCUGAGGCUUCCUGGUCCUGAGAGAGAGAGGCACCGGGACAUAGAUAGGGAUAGGGAGCAGAGAGAACGCUUGUCUACUGAUCAACGGUUGAGUGAACGUCCGGGUCCGGGAGAGAUCCUACAGUUGAGAGAUCGCUUUUGCCGCAAGCGACGCUGGUGUUCCUUCGACAAUAUCCCUCUGAACGGGAAAACAAAAAUCGACCCCGAGAAUCUAGAAAAGCUCCAGAAGAUGCACGCGCGGACGCUGGUGUUUGGUGACUCAGGAACGGGUGCUGGAUUCAAAUACACUCCGAUUUUCCUUGCAUGUACGCUCUUCCCGCAUCUAACAGAUCCCGCUGUACGUGCAUCUUUGCCUCGAAAGCAGCGGAAGAUUUGGUAG